This is a messenger RNA of Desarmillaria tabescens, 1769 nucleotides long. Its product is annotated as fatty acid desaturase-domain-containing protein. The transcript has 13 exons. Lineage: Eukaryota; Fungi; Basidiomycota; Agaricomycetes; Agaricales; Physalacriaceae. The record is from RefSeq and is a predicted model, not a curated record. Gene Ontology annotation, molecular function: oxidoreductase activity. The coding region runs from base 351 to 1673 and encodes 440 amino acids. Gene Ontology annotation, biological process: lipid metabolic process.
CCUGAGAUCCAUUGAAUCUUACACUAACUUCCCGCUUGCUUACAUUUCGUUCUGACCCCGACUUUUACUGCAUUGCUUUUCCUGGAAAAAUGCAGCCUUUUAUCGAUGGUAUCAUUCCAGCUCCCUGGGACCUGAAGGCCAUGCUGACCAUGCAGUCUAAUCCGAAAUUAAUGUUCGUCGCUGGACGAAUUGAUAGGCGGAAUGGCAGUGGUUCCUUCGCCGAUCAUAUCAUUAUGGAUAAUUCCGACGACAUGUCCUUCAUGGCCGGACCAUGCUCUUUUCUUUACCUAAGGCCUAUAUAUACGUGACAAACAGGUUUCAUCUUUCCCCACUCCGUCUUUCCAGCUACUAUGUAUUGGUAUCAGAUCUUCCAAGACGGUCCUGAAUACGAGGCGCGCAGGAAGAGGUCUACUACCUUCAGCCCCCCGAAUGUGACGCUUAAGGAUGUUCGCGAUGCGGUACCAAAACAUCUCUUCGAAGUUUCUACAUUCUGGGGACUGUUCUAUGUGUUCAAGCAUCUGGCCAUAACCUACGCCUUCCAUCUCUUUGCCACUAAAAUCGAUGGCAUUUCCCAAUUCCUCGUCGGCGACUCUGACGACAGUUUGAUGAGACCUCUUCAUAGUCUCAUAUCUGCUUUCCUUUGGCUCACAUUUUGGGCGUGGCAAGGCUUCGCUUUCGCAGGCAUUUGGUGUCUCGGUAAUUUCAUGCCGCGUUACCAUCAGGCUGGCCAUGAUGCCAUCUCCUCAUACCGCAUCGUCAAUUCCGUUGUCGGUAUAGUGCUCCAUACGUUUGUAUUGACACCGUACUACGCAUGGCGCGCAACACACCGUUCACACCAUAAAGGGACUAAUCAUAUGGACCGGGACGAGACUUACAUGCCUCCUACGCGCAAAGAUUUCGAACUUCCAGAUGGAAAGGUAGCCGUCCGAAUGGACUACGCCGAAGUAUUGGAAGAAACCCCGGCCUUUACACUCUUCAAAUUAUUUGUGCGCCAAUUCUUCGGCUUUCAAUUAUAUCUUUUACAUAAUCGGAAAGGAAAUGCGAAAUAUCCGGCGUGGACAAGUCAUUAUAAGCCUUCGUCCCUGUUAUUCAAACCCGAAGAACGCCGAUCGAUCAUCGUGUCAAACAUCGCCAUCGGUACCAUGCUGUCUAUUUUAACGUUGUUGACCUACACAUCUGGUUGGACAUCUGUCGCCAAAUUUUAUUUCAUGCCUUGGCUUUUCCAGCAUAACUGGUAUGUUAUCACCGAAAUUCGUCUUUUCGGUUUCCUGAUUAAUCGACUUACCAGGAUGGUCAUGUUCACAUAUCUGCAACAUAGCGAUCCCACGAUUCCUUAUUAUCGAGGCGAUCAAUGGACAUUUGCUCGCGGAGCCUUGGCAACGGUAGAUCGCCCCUUGUUCGGAUGGGUCGGCAGGGUUCUCCUUCACAAUAUCAGCACCGACCACUUAGCCCACCACUUUUUUGUCACUGUACCCUUCUAUAACCUUCCUGAGGUGACGGAAGCAAUCAAGCCUGUACUCGGCGAGUAUUACAACUACGACUCUACGGGUGUCCUAUUCGCUUUAUGGAGAUCAUUCACUCAGUGCAUAUUCGUUGAGGAUGAGGGUGAUAUUUUGUUCUUCAAAAAUCAAUACGGAGAAGCUGUUAGCGAGCCUGUAGUUGAGUUCUCGUAAUGUAAAUAUAAUACUACUUAAAAAUGCUACAGCUGACUGGCUGACGUGCAAUGGAAGCCUCUUUCUUAUCUAUUACGCUCUGCUGAAGUUGAAGUC